Eupeodes corollae is the source of this 4104-nucleotide messenger RNA. RefSeq lists its product as uncharacterized. The transcript is spliced from 2 exons. The coding region runs from base 1 to 4104 and encodes 1367 amino acids. Gene Ontology annotation, molecular function: nucleic acid binding. NCBI's taxonomy places the organism in Eukaryota, Metazoa, Arthropoda, Insecta, Diptera, Syrphidae. Gene Ontology annotation, biological process: DNA integration. The record is from RefSeq and is a predicted model, not a curated record.
AUGUCUCAGAGCCCACCUACCAGAGGCUUGUUCAUCAAGUGCAGUGUGUGGUGUAUAGGAUGCCGCUCUUUUCAUCAUCCUAGCCUUCACAAGGAAUCUUCAGUGAAAAUAGUUUCGUUAUCUUCACGUAUGAAUACACAUCAUAACAAGGAAGCACGAAUUCUUUUCCGAGUAUUACCAGUUACCCUACAUGGAAAAGGCGUUCAAAUAUCAACAUUCGCUUUUUUUGAUGAAGGGUCAUCAUUGACAUUAAUCGAUGAGAGUUUGAUGAAGGACUUGAACCUCAAGGUACAGUCAAUUGAUGUGAAUUUGUUGCAGAAUCACCACAAGCACUUGAGAGGUCUUCCUAUAAAAUCGUAUACAAAUGCUGAACCAAAACUUCUCAUCGGACUUAACAACUGUCAACUUGGAGUAAGUCUAAAGUCUAAAGAAGGUGAAAGCUAUGAACCAGUAGCAGAAAAAACACGUUUGGGCUGGACAUUAAAAGGUCAAUCAGGUAAUAGUCUAUCUUCUGAAAGUACCAUGACCCACCACGUGUUUCAAAUGUGCGACUGUGAAAUUUCCGAAAAUAGUGAGCUGCUCGAGAUUGUAAAAAACUACAUUUGCUUGGACAACUUAGAUGUUGAUUGCAAUAAGGAUUUGCUUGUGUCAAGAGAGGACCAAUACGCUUACGACCAGCUGCAGAAGAUUACUCAAAAAAUAGAAAACCGAUAUCAGACUGGUUUACUCUGGAAACAUGCCAACAUGCCUCACCCAGACAGUUUCCCAAUGGCGCUAAGACGAGCCAAGUGCUUACAAGCAAAAAUGUUAAGAAAUCCGGAUUUAGGUUGCACGCUGCAAUCUAAAAUCGAAGAUUACGUAGCCAAGGGAUAUGCAAGAAAAUUGAACCCGUGUGAAGUUGAAACAAAAAAAUGUUGGUACUUACCCAUAUUUCCGGUGAUUAAUCUAAAUAAACCCGGAAAAAUAAGACUUGUGUGGGAUGCUGCAGCUAAAGUUGAUGGUGUAUCCUUAAAUAGUAUGCUUUUGAAAGGUCCGGACCAUCUAAUACCUAUGGUAUCUGCGAUUCGAAAAUUUCGUCAAAGGAAAGUCGCAAUUGGAGGAGAUAUAGCUGAGAUGUACCACCAGGUAAGAAUUCGCGCAGAAGAUCAAAAUUAUCAACGUUUUCUUUGGUUUGAGCCAGGUGCUCUAAAACCAUCAGUCUAUGUAAUGUUGGUAAUGACCUUUGGGUCAACUUGUUCGCCAAGCUGUGCUGAAUACAUUAAAAACCUUAAUGCUAAAGAGUUCCAAGAUCGUUUUCCUAGAGCAGUUCAAAGUAUUUUGCAUAACCAUUAUGUAGAUGACAUGUUGGACAGUGUUGAUAGUGAAGAGGAAGCAAUUCAACUCGCACGUGAUGUCCACUACGUUCACUCGCAAGGUGGGUUUCAAAUCCGGAACUGGGUAUCAAACUCUAAGACGGUCUUAAGUGCACUCAACACAAAAUCUGUCGAUACAAUUAACUUAAGUUCUGAAAGAGAACUUGCCACAGAAAAGGUGCUUGGGAUGUGGUGGUCAACAUCUGAUGACAGUUUCGUUUUUAAAAUUUCAAAUCGUUACAAAAACGAGGAUGUGCUUCGAGGCGAAAAAAGGCCUACUAAAAGAGAGGUUCUCAGUUUAUUAAUGACAAUUUUUGAUCCCUUAGGUCUCCUUGCAUUCUAUGUUAUGUACGCCAAAAUAAUUUUUCAAGAAAUAUGGCGUUCUGGAUGUUCAUGGGACGAGUUCAUUCACGAUAAAGAGUAUUCAAAGUGGUUACACUGGAUUCGAUUGUUACCUGAGGUGACAGCUAUGAAAAUACCAAGAUGUUACGUAAGAGCUGAUUUCAAACAUUUUCCAGAGUUUGAGAUUCACACGUUUGUGGAUGCCAGUGAAGAUGGAUAUGCUGCUGUGAGUUACCUGAGAAGUACCGAUGGAGAUCUGGUCGACUGCGUUUUGCUAGGAUGUAAAACUCGAGUAGCCCCUAUAAAACUGAUGUCAAUUCCUCGGUUAGAGCUUCAAGCAGCCGUCAUCGGAGCUCGAUUAGCCAAGAGCCUUCUAGCUACCCAUUCAAUUCAAAUAUCUAAACUAACUUUCUGGUCAGAUUCGGGCACCGUACUAUCUUGGCUUCAUUCGGAUCACCGUCGCUACAAGCAGUUUGUAGCUUUUCGCAUCAGCGAGAUACUCGAGUUGACGGAAUUAUCUGACUGGCGAUGGAUUCCAACGUCAGAAAACGUAGCUGACGAAGCAACGAAGUGGCAACGGAUUCCUGAUUUUUCAAAAGAUAGUCGAUGGUUAAAUGGACCAUCUUUCUUAAAACUUAAUUCAAGUGACUGGCCAAAAGAAGAUUACAAAAGUAAAACAACAGAUGAGGAACUUCGCGCCCAAUAUAUGGGAUAUCAUAGGAAAGAAAGUCUGGCUGGUGAGUGUUCUAUUGCUAUUGAACCCGAACGCUUCUCUUCCUGGAAAGCAUUGCUAAAGGUUAUGUCAAAAGUCAUCAACUAUGCUCGAUUUUGGAAAGAAAGGGUCUUUGAAGAAAAAUUAAAAUCAAAACAUAAUUCGAAACUUCAAGUUGGUGUUGUUAAACGUAAACCUGUCUCGCAAAACGAAAUUCAACAUGCUGAGAUAAUUUUGUGCAAAAAAGCACAAUGUGAUGAAUUCAUGGAUGAAAUCUUGGUGCUAUCGAAAGGAAAUGCCAUUAAGAGAUUAAGCCCCAUCUAUAAGCUAUCACCCUACUUGGAUUAUAAUGGCUUACUUCGACUUAGUGGAAGAGUGGCCCUCGAGAACAGAGAUGAUCCUAUCAUAUUGCCUAAGUAUCACUAUAUUACACAACUAAUUCUUCUUGAUUAUCAUUUAAGGUACCAUCACUGUAAUAACGAAACAGUUGUGAAUGAAGUACGGCAAAAAUAUUGGAUUCCACGUCUCAGAGUUAUUCUCCACAAAACUCGACGAGAUCAUUGUCAAUACUGCAAGAAUCAAAGUGCUCGACCAUCUCCUCCAAAAAUGUCAUGUCUCCCACAGACACGCCUUGCUUCAUAUUGCCGCCCUUUUACAUAUGCUGGUGUAGACUAUUUUGGCCCUUUACCUGUCUCUGUACGACGCAGCAGUGAAAAAAGGUAUGGAGUGUUAAUAACGUGUUUGACAACAAGGGCAAUCCACAUAGAGGUUGCCUAUUCGUUAUCGACAGACUCCUGCAUAAUGGCCAUUCGCAACUUCAUGGCCAGACGUGGGUCUCCUAUUGAACAAUGGAGCGACAAUGGCACAAACUUCAAAGGUGUGGAGCGUGAAUUGAGAGAAGCUUUCGAACUGGUUGAUAAAAACAAAAUAACGAGUGCGUUUACGAGCUCUUCAAUGAAAUGGCGUUUUAUACCACCCAGCUCACCACAUAUGGGAGGAGCCUGGGAGCGUUUGGUGCGUUCCGUUAAGGAUGUACUUUAUAAAAUUUUACCAUCACGCAAUCCUAAUGAUGAGCUCUUACGUAGUUCUUUAAUGGAAGUGGAGAUGAUUGUGAAUUCUAGACCACUUACACACAUUCCAAUUGAUCAUGAAGAAGAGGAAUCCCUGACUCCUAACCACUUUCUGCUUGGCAGUUCUAGUGGUAUUAAGCCAAUAAUUGAAGGUGUAAGCGAGGGUGUGCAACUCCGAAGAAAUUGGCAAACCGCUCAACAACUUGCAAAUUCAUUUUGGAAAAGAUGGCUACGUGAAUAUCUACCCGUUAUAACUCGACGUUGCAAAUGGUUUGAUGAAGUAAAACCAAUUGAAGUAGAUGACAUCGUACUCAUUGUUGAUCCCGAUAGUCCUAGAUUCUGUUGGCCAAAAGGAAGAAUCAUUGCUACUAAAGUCGGCGCUGACGGUAGAGUGAGAAGUGCGUUGGUUAAAACUGUUGCUGGUAUAUACGAGAUGCCAGCUACGAAAAUUGCGGUGCUUGAUGUUCGUCGGCUCAAAGAACGAGACAUAGUAGGACCUCAAAAGGACAUACUGGGGGGGAGUGUUGCGACAGAUCUGGCAACGCCUUUGCCUAACAUCCAAACGCACCCCAAUCCACCUGUCAAUCAGUAUUUUAAUUCAAUUAAUGUUACUCACGAGGCCAACUAA